CUCUAUAAGGAUGUGAUGUUGGAAAAUUAUGGGAACAUGAUAUCACUUGGAUUUUCAUUUCCUAAACCUCAUUUGAUCUCUCAUCUGGAGCAAGGGGCAGAGCCCUGUGUUCAGGAUCUACAGGAUAGAGAGUUCCUGAGCUGUUCCUACCCAGUGUCAACUGAUAAGACAUGGCCUGACAAUGAGAAGACAAGUUCAGAACAAGAGGUUUUUGAAAAUAGAAUAAUCAAUAAGGUGAAAUUUAACAGUCUCCUGGAAGUUGUUUCCCAAGAUCCUGAAGUUGGAGAAGCUUGUCUUCAAGGUGUCAAAUUUGAGAAUCAAUGGGAAACACCUAUAAUGAGAGAAGAGGAAGGCAGUUCUACAGAAUUGGCCUUCAAAAUAGGAAAGAACCCAAAGAUACUUAGAAAAAACUUUAAUCCAAACUCAAAACAUUUUCCAUAUAAUAGAGUUCUGAUAGCACAGAAAUGCCAUGAAUGUGCCAAGUGUGGCAAAAACUUUAAUUGGCAUUCAGAUCUGAUUCUCCAUGAGCAAAUUCAUUCUAGGGAGAAACCCCAUGUGUGUAACACAUGUGGGAAAGCAUUCAAGACCAGAAAUCAGCUUUCUAUGCACCAGAUAAUCCACAUAGGAAAGAAACCCUUUAACUGUGCACAGUGUGGGAAGGCCUUCAAUAGUAGAUCAGCUCUUUGCCGACACAAAAAAACGCACAGUGAAGACAAGCCUCAUGCGUGCAGGGACUGUGGGAAGACCUUCAAGACAAGAAACCGACUCUGUGUGCAUCAGCUUGUCCACACUGGGGAAAAGCCUUUUGAGUGUAAUGACUGUGGGAAGGCCUUCCAGUUUAAGCAUUCCCUUACCAUCCAUGUUAGAAUCCACACUGGAGAGAAACCAUACGAAUGUGAGCAGUGUGGGAAGGCUUUCAGUGGGAGUUCAGACCUUACCAAACACACAAGAAUCCACACUGGGGAACGACCAUAUAAGUGCAGUGAGUGUGGGAAGGCCUUUAGUCAGAGCUCAGACCUGAGCAAACACAAACGAAUCCACACUCAGGAGAAACACUAUGGGUGUCCCCAAUGUGGAAAAGUCUUCACUAUCAAGGCAGAGCUCACCAAACACAGGAAGAUCCACACAGAAGAGAAAUCAUACAAGUGUGAGGAGUGCGGGAAAACUUUUCGUCAUAACUGUAAGCGCAGGGCUCAUGAACGAGAACACACUGGGGAGAAGCCCUAUCAAUGUGGGGCUUGUGGGAAAGCCUUCCAGGAUCAGCACUGCCUUACUGUCCAUCAAAGAAUCCACACAGGAGACAAGCCUUAUAAAUGUUCAGAGUGUGGCAAAGCUUUCAAUGGGAAGUCAAACUUAACCAAUCAUCAGAGAAUCCACACUGGCGAAAAACCUUACAAAUGUGAGGUGUGUGGAAAGGCCUUUCCUCAUAGUUCAGUCCUGAGGCAGCACAAAAGAAUCCACACUGGUGAGAAGCCAUAUAUCUGCUGUGAGUGUGGCAUGUCUUUCCGGCAGGGCUCGGCUUUAAUUGGACAUAAGCGAGUUCAUACUGGGGAGAGACCUUAUGAAUGUGAGGAGUGUGGAAAAACUUUCAGAGUGAGCUCAAAUCUUACUGGACAUAAGAAAAGAAAACAUUGA
This is a messenger RNA of Otolemur garnettii (small-eared galago), 1635 nucleotides long. It is a transcript of the gene ZNF311, whose product is annotated as zinc finger protein 311. Gene Ontology annotation, biological process: negative regulation of transcription by RNA polymerase II. The transcript is spliced from 3 exons. Lineage: Eukaryota; Metazoa; Chordata; Mammalia; Primates; Galagidae. The record is from RefSeq and is a predicted model, not a curated record. Bases 16 to 1635 code for a protein of 539 amino acids. Gene Ontology annotation, molecular function: DNA-binding transcription repressor activity, RNA polymerase II-specific.